This is a messenger RNA of Neurospora tetrasperma FGSC 2508, 2573 nucleotides long. RefSeq lists its product as uncharacterized. Lineage: Eukaryota; Fungi; Ascomycota; Sordariomycetes; Sordariales; Sordariaceae. The transcript is spliced from 5 exons. Gene Ontology annotation, molecular function: protein binding. The coding region runs from base 1 to 2397 and encodes 798 amino acids. The record is from RefSeq and is a predicted model, not a curated record.
AUGAAUUGGGCUGCGGCUGUGUCUGGGGCGCUUAAACAUCCCCAUCCUUCAGGGCCCGACUAUAUCGACCGCCCGAUCAUUACGGAUUGGCUCCAGCAAAAGCUCAACAAAUCCCCCAGUCGCGCUGCGCUUGUUGGACUUGGUGGUAUCGGCAAGUCUAAGCUCGCCAUCCGCUACGCCGAACAAGUCUGCAAAGAAUCACCGGAUACAUACAUCUUUUGGGUUAAUUCGGCCACCAAAGACACAUUUGUUCAAGGAUUUCGUCGUAUCUCUGAGAAACUCGGCCUCCCUAAUGAGUAUGGUGUUGGCACCGAUAUGCUCAGGCAGGUGUUCAACUGGCUGCGUGAUGGAGAGAAUGGGCCGUGGGUUAUGAUCCUCGAUAAUGCGGACGAUUACUUCGUGUUCAGGAAUGAAAGAACCAACAGCGACGUACCUCCGGCCAUAGACUCGGGGGUGCUUGAUUCCUUCCUACCACAGACUGGUAACGGCAGAAUCCUGAUUACAUCCCGCAGUCAAGACACAGCCAGGAUACUAGCGCUUGGCCUUGACAACAUUCGGGUGGUUCGAGAAAUGGAAGAGGAUCAGGCGAGAUUACUUUUCAGCAGAAAGCUCGGUGAUCUCGGCGAAAAUGACGAAAUUUCACGGAAGGUUGUUCUCGCCCUGAACUGCAUUCCUCUUUGCAUCUCCCAAGCGGCGGCAUAUAUCCAUAAGCUACGGCCUCGGAUGACGUGUGCUAAGUACUUGGAGAAGUUCAAUGGCAGGAACUUCGUUUUCCUCAGCAGUCGUGACAACAAGGUGGAGAUCAAGACCUGGAAGAUCACUUUCAAUCAAAUACGCGACGAGCGGCAGUCCGCUGCUGACCUGUUGUCCUUGAUGAGCUUCUUUCAGCCCCAGGGAAUUCCGGAGUGGGUACUCCAGAAGCACUACAGCGAGAUGGACAACGAGAACAGCAGCCUUGAUAUUGGUCAUAAUGGCGAGGACGAAUUUGAGAAUGAUCUCAUUCUACUACGCGACUACUCCCUUGUGACAGUGGCUCAAGACACAAAAGCGUUCCAGAUGCACAGCCUUGUGCAAUCUUUUACGCGAAGCUGGUUGGAAGCUUCGCAUGAGGAUCACAAAUGGAGGCGCUGCUUUCGGCAACUGAUGAUCACAAAUUAUCCCAAAAAUCGGCCAGAAAACUGGGGUGCUUGUGGUGAAUUGACGCCACAUGUUGAGCCCUUUGUGAAUACAACUGCCUGUCAGCUGAAAGGUGUAGACGAAGCAAUUCAUUUUGUAGAGCUGCUUCGUAAAAUCGGGGAGUAUGUUGAUGAUAUGGUUAUGAACGAGAUGGCGUUGAGGCUCGUCAACAAAGCCGAGCAACUGGCUGUGCAAAGACUAGGCCAACACCACGAACAGGUUUACAGAAUUUCAACCACCAAAGCGAAGAUAUUGGUUUACAGCGGGUCCGUGGCUGCGGCGGAAGAAGCUGCCCUUCGAGCAUACCGAGGCUUUACUAGCCUUCUCGGCUUGGACAAUCCAGAUACCCGUUAUGCAAGAGAGAUAUAUGCCUUGUCCCUGUCGACAGCAGGAAGACUAGAUGAAGCGCAAGCUAUAUUUGUGGAAGUGCUGGAGUCCCAGAAGCGUGUCGCAGGUGCUGAUGUUAUGGGGUCAAGUCUUACCCUCCAUGGGCUUGCGAGCAUUGCUGGCAGAAAAGGCGAUCAUAAAGAAGCGGAGAGACUUUACCGACUGGCAUACCAGUCCAACUGUAGUACACACGGCUUGACGUCUCCGCUCACAGUUGUCAGUUUGAAUGGCAUUGCAGUUGUUUUAGUGGAACAAGGAAGAUGGGCAAAGGCGGAGCCUAUCAUCGAUGAAGCGGUGGAGCGACUUCAUAAAGUAAUGGGUCCAGAUCAUCCGAAUACACUUGAGGCUGGUAUUCUUCAAGCUAGCAAGUUGGUCUAUCAAAAGCGAUUCAAGGAGGCCGAAGACCUACUAUGCAGAGUAUGGAAGGCCCGGAAGAGAGUACUCGGUCUGGAGCACCCUUCAACAAUGAGGACUCUCAAUGGGUAUAGAGACAUUCUGACACGUCAAGGUCCUGAGCACCCUGAUACAAUUGACAACUUGAAAUGGGUUGGAUAUCUGGAUAUGAAAAUUGGGAAUUUCGAGGAAGCAGACGACGUUCUUCAUCAAGUGUUGGAACUACAGAAGCGGGUACUAGGUCCAGAGCACCAUAAGCUGCUUGACACCCUUAGUCAUCUUGGAUUCAUUAGCAACUAUCUACGACGCUUUGAAGAUGCAGAAGGGUUCUUUCGUCAACACCGCCAGCUGGAGCAGCAGAUUCGAGGCCCUACGCAUCCUGACACGCUCACAAUUCUUGAAAGGGUUUGGCUCUUGGUAAGAGGAAUGCUCUCGGUAUAAGAAGGCGGAGAUCUUUCACCAAAUCAUUGAGUUGGAAAAAACAAGCAUCGCCGCCCAGGAACGGAAAAGUGUUGGAAACCAUGACUAUGAUUGUGAGGAUUUUAAGAAAUCAGGGCAAAGAUGAGGAGGCAAGAAAGGUGGAAGACGAAUGGAACAUACAGGUAACUGUAGAUGGG